AGAGACCGGAGGAUAGAGGUUGUUUAACGGGGAAUUCGUCAACGGGAACACGGGGACGUAUAACGGAGUUUCUAUUGUGUGACACACGGUGCUCGUGCGCGUGUUUCGUGCUCGGGGAGCUAUCACCGAGGGGGCCCUCGUCCACGGAAAGUUUCACCCCGGAACGAUCUCUCGGGGUUCUCGAACGUUUUCUUUUUAUUUAUUUUUUAUUUUUUAUUUUUUUUUUUGAAAAUUGAAGUCAUCGAAAGGCCAGGAAACGAAAGGAGGGAAAGAGAGCGCGGGGGCGCGCGAGAGAGAGGCGAGGCUGUGGUGUAACCACUGCUAAAGAGGAGCUUCGAUCGAGGAAAGGAGGGGGAGGGUGGGAGAGAGCGAGAGGAAAAGGCGAAGAGAGACAAAGAUGGGUCGUGCCUCGGCAACCUCCCCGCGAUCCUCUCUCUUCUUUCUCUCCUCUCGUGCUUUCUUUCCGCGUCGAACUCUCGCGGAAUCCGCGCGAAACAGUUCUUCCCAGUGAUCCGUUCUGUCAGUGUCGUUUCCAGGAAAGCGAGGAACCUCCUCGGCUCGGAAAAGCUCGUCCCUCCCUCUCCGUUUCUUUCUCCUUUCUACUCGGUACAUCUUCGUCUUCUCGGACCGGUCCAGCGAGCGGAACAUGUCGCGGCGGAAGAACCCAAAGCGGAGGACGGACAAUCUAGACGACUUGAAGCAGGAGUUGGACAUUGACUUCCACAAAAUCACACCCGAGGAACUGUAUCAAAGAUUUCAAACGCACCCCGAAAACGGCCUCAGCCACGCGAAGGCAAAGGAGAACCUCGAGAGGGACGGGCCGAAUGCGUUGACGCCGCCGAAACAGACACCGGAAUGGGUAAAAUUCUGCAAGAAUCUGUUCGGCGGUUUCGCGUUGUUGCUGUGGAUCGGCGCGAUCCUUUGCUUCAUCGCGUACUCGAUCCAAGCGUCCACCAGCGAGGAUCCCAACGACGACAAUCUGUACCUGGGCGUGGUGUUGUCAGCGGUGGUCAUAGUGACGGGCAUAUUCUCGUAUUAUCAAGAGAGCAAGUCGAGCAGAAUCAUGGAAUCGUUCAAGAACAUGGUGCCUCAGUACGCGACCGUGAUCAGAGAGGGCGAGAAAAUGACGCUGAAAGCGGAGGAAUUGGUGCUCGGGGACGUGGUCGACGUGAAGUUCGGCGAUCGUAUACCAGCUGACAUCCGUAUCAUCGAGUCGCGAGGAUUCAAAGUGGACAACAGCUCGCUCACCGGAGAAUCCGAGCCUCAGUCGAGGUCUUCGGAGUUCACGCACGAGAACCCGUUAGAAACAAAAAAUCUCGCGUUCUUCUCGACGAAUGCAGUUGAAGGUACCGCGAAAGGGGUCGUGAUCUGCUGCGGUGAUCAGACAGUGAUGGGAAGGAUCGCUGGGUUGGCGUCCGGUCUGGACACGGGAGAGACCCCGAUCGCCAAGGAAAUUCACCACUUCAUCCAUCUGAUCACUGGCGUGGCCGUGUUCCUUGGCGUGACGUUCUUCCUAAUCGCGUUCAUUCUCGGCUACCAUUGGCUGGACGCCGUCAUCUUCCUCAUCGGUAUCAUCGUCGCCAACGUGCCGGAAGGUUUGCUCGCGACCGUAACCGUGUGCUUGACGUUGACCGCCAAGAGAAUGGCAUCGAAGAACUGUCUGGUGAAGAAUCUGGAGGCCGUCGAAACGUUGGGUUCCACGUCGACCAUCUGCUCGGACAAGACCGGCACGCUCACACAGAACCGUAUGACCGUAGCUCACAUGUGGUUCGACAACCAGAUCAUCGAGGCCGACACCACGGAGGACCAGUCCGGACUCCAGUACGAUCGCACCAGUCCAGGAUUCAAAGCAUUGGCCAAGAUCGCGACUCUUUGCAACCGUGCCGAGUUCAAAGCCGGCCAGGAGAGCGAACCGAUCCUAAAGAGGGAAGUGAACGGCGACGCCUCGGAGGCCGCCUUGUUGAAGUGCAUGGAACUCGCUCUCGGCGACGUGAUGGGCAUCAGGAAACGCAACAAGAAGGUCUGCGAGAUCCCCUUCAACUCUACCAAUAAAUAUCAAGUGUCCAUACACGAGUCGGACAACCCUGACGAUCCCAGACACUUGCUCGUGAUGAAGGGAGCGCCCGAGAGGAUCCUGGACCGUUGCACGACCAUCUUCAUCGGUGGCAAGGAGAAGGUGCUCGACGAGGAGAUGAAGGAAGCGUUUAAUAACGCCUAUCUCGAGUUGGGAGGUCUCGGCGAACGUGUCCUCGGUUUCUGCGACUUCACGCUGCCAUCCGACAAGUUCCCCAUCGGCUUCAAGUUCAACUGCGACGACCCCAACUUCCCGGUCGACGGACUCCGUUUCGUGGGCCUCAUGUCUAUGAUCGACCCGCCCAGGGCUGCGGUGCCUGAUGCGGUCGCCAAGUGCCGUUCCGCCGGCAUCAAGGUCAUCAUGGUAACCGGUGACCAUCCGAUCACUGCCAAAGCCAUUGCCAAAUCCGUCGGCAUCAUCUCUGAAGGUAACGAAACCGUCGAGGACAUUGCCCAACGGUUGAAUAUCCCGGUAUCCGAAGUAAAUCCUCGCGAGGCCAAGGCUGCCGUCAUUCACGGAACCGAUCUCAGGGAACUGAACUCCGACCAACUGGACGAGGUUCUCAGGUACCACACCGAAAUUGUGUUCGCCCGUACCUCGCCGCAACAGAAGCUCAUUAUCGUCGAAGGCUGCCAGCGAAUGGGCGCUAUCGUCGCCGUAACUGGUGACGGUGUAAACGAUUCGCCCGCUUUGAAGAAGGCCGACAUCGGCGUGGCCAUGGGUAUCGCCGGCUCGGACGUGUCUAAGCAAGCUGCCGACAUGAUACUGCUGGACGACAACUUCGCCUCGAUCGUGACAGGCGUCGAGGAGGGUCGUCUGAUCUUCGACAACCUGAAAAAGUCCAUCGCGUACACCCUGACCUCGAACAUACCCGAAAUCUCACCCUUCCUGGCGUUCAUCCUCUGCGACAUUCCUCUGCCCCUUGGUACCGUCACCAUUCUCUGCAUUGACUUGGGAACGGACAUGGUGCCGGCCAUCUCGCUAGCUUACGAGGCACCGGAGUCGGACAUUAUGAAACGGCAGCCCCGCGAUCCUUACAGAGACAAUCUUGUCAACCGAAGGCUUAUUUCGAUGGCGUACGGUCAGAUCGGUAUGAUCCAAGCUGCGGCCGGUUUCUUCGUCUACUUCGUGAUCAUGGCUGAAAACGGAUUCCUGCCCCUGUAUCUUUUCGGUAUCCGAAAACAGUGGGACUCGAAGGCUAUCAACGAUCUCCGCGACAGCUACGGUCAGGAAUGGACAUACAGGGAUCGCAAGACACUGGAAUUCACCUGCCACACGGCCUUCUUCGUCUCCAUCGUGAUCGUACAGUGGGCUGACUUGAUCGUCUGUAAGACGCGACGUAACUCCAUCAUUCACCAGGGAAUGAGAAACUGGGCCCUGAACUUUGGCCUGGUGUUCGAGACUGCCCUCGCCGCGUUCCUAAGCUACACGCCCGGCAUGGACAAAGGUCUCCGCAUGUUCCCUCUCAAGUUCGUCUGGUGGCUGCCUGCCCUUCCCUUCAUGUUCGCCAUCUUCAUCUACGACGAGACGAGACGAUUCUACCUCCGUCGAUAUCCAGGAGGCUGGCUCGAGCAAGAAACUUACUAUUAGACGCAAAAAGGAGAAUUAAUCAUACACGCAGAGCGCGCGCGCAAGAGUAAGAGCGAGAGUAGCAGAGAGAAUGAUGAGAGAGAGAAUGAGACGCAUACCCACGCAAAAUAUACACCGAAAAUAAUAAUAAUAAUACUAAUUAAUAAUAAUUAACAAAAGAAACCAAAAAAAAAAAAAUGAAGAAGAAGAAGAAGAUGAUGAAGCCAAGAAGGUAAAAAAUCACUCACGUUAAAGAAACACAUAUACAUUUUACACGGGGCGUGCUAUUCGGGUCUAUCCGUACUGUCGCGAGAUCACGAGAUUAAUCAUUGGGGACUAUGCCGGACGGUGGACGAAGUAUGUUCGCAUCCGUCGAACGGAUCGACGAUCGAUCCAGGAUGCGGAGUGCGUCGUGCACGACCGGUCGAGGUUAACAAUGUGUACAAAAAAAAAAAAAAGAGAGAGAUGCUUUCCCUCCUCGUAGGCGGGAAGGUGAUACAGAUGAAAACAAUGAAAAACCUGUAAAAGAAGAAACGAUACAAAAGGCAUUACGAUGUAACGAAGCACGUUCGUCGUUCUGACUCUGCGAGUUGCUUGCACGCGCGUGCCGGUGUAUCGUUACCAAUAUGGCCGUCGUUCGAGAAACAUCGAAAUGAUCGACGAACAGGGGUACUACGAGCAACGUCAGUCGAGAAGCUUCCGAAGCUUCCGGGUACACGCCCGAUAUGCUAUCCGAAGGUCGUAGGUGUGUCGGUGCUGCCAUCGCAUUUUCAAACGAAAACCAGAGCUGGACCGAUCGAGCGAAGAGCAAGGGCCUAAACGAAUACGCGAACAGAGGGUAUAUCGGGAUGGUACGUUCGAGCGAAGGGCACCCGCGAACCUUUGGGCGAGGAUGGCGACGAGGAUGGCCGACAGAUCGACGGAUAACGCGCACGUCCGUAUGAACGUCGACGGGUGUACACGAUAAGAUCGUUUCAGGAUCAUUUAGACAUCUUGUGAUAUCGACAACUAUUCAUAGGCAUCCCUGUGUUAAAUAUCUAAACAAAACAAAAGAUCACUGCGCUAGAUUGCCACGUGCUUGUUAUAAAAGUUUUAAAACAGAGCAAACAAUAGAGAGACGCUGAAGAUGCAAACCUAGAUGGAAAGUAAGGAGUAACCGAGUAUCCGUGCUACCGGACGGAGACGUCUCGUGACAACCAAGAGUCUCGAGUAGACGAUUAACCGAUAAUUAAUUAACCAAGAAGCGAGUACGUUAGAUUGGCACGCCCUAGAGAUUAUCCACGACGAGAGGGACGAGGAGCUUACGACACUCAAACGAAACAAAAACCAAAAGCAGUCGAAUAACGGAGAUCACACGCAGGUGUAAGAGAAGCGCGUUCGCAGUAGUCAUUAAUUGUUCCGAUUGCGAGCAACGUCGUUCGAGAACGGGCCAGGAACGGACGAAGAUGACCGGAGUGAUGGAGAACGACAGAGGAUCGUCGACGAUAUCGGUUCGAACGUAGGGGGUGCGUACGCUUCGGUUUCGCGAUGAGAUUUCAACAGAGGAAGCUGAACGCGCGGGAGCACGGGAUGCAGUGGCAAACGGACAGUAUAAUAAAUAACUAACAAUCGAAUCACUACCACCUGACGAGUAUGGAGUAAGAUACUAAUAAAGAAACAAAGAACGGAGAUAUACGUUAUUUAAUUACCGCGUGCUGAUAACGAAGCGGUGGGGAGACGCGAUUCUCUCGCCGACUUGAGACCGGACAAAUGAAGUAUGAUAAUGUUAUUUAAAAAAAAAAGAAAAAAAAAAUAUGAAAAAUAUGCAAACGAGCUAAAUAGAGAAACAAGAGUUUAAAGUAACGCCCUACCUCGGGAUCAGCGUCUGUUUCCGGGGUUUCGAGGGCGCCACCGAUAGUCGAGGUAACAGGAUAUAAAAAAAAAAAAAAAUUGCUAGUAGAGAAUGAUAAACAGCGUUUAGGGGAGAGCACCGGAACGAGGGGAUUAUCAAUGACGGACGGAGGUGCGGGAGAGAAAGGAAACAGAAAAAAAAAAAACAUUCUUACUUAGGCGAAAUUAAAAAAAGUAAAGGAAAAAAAAGGUAUAAAUUCAUUCUCUUAGUUUUUCAUAGGUUUAAAACAACGCCCAGCGGGACAGCUCGCUAUAAAUCAUUGACCCCCGAACGCAGAACGCCCUGUACCACCAACCCCGCGGUCUGUCGUGCGUGUAUGCAUGUGUGUCUGUCGAGUGUCGAUACAACGCCCCUUCGAAUUUUUUUAGGAGCAACAGAAAACAAACCAAAAGAAAAAAAAAGCGAAGAAAAAAAAACACAAAAAAAAGACAAAAAAAAAUACGAACGAAGGUGACUUAAAAUGCCUGCCACGCGACUUUUCGGGCCGGGACGUUACGAGUAGACGUGCCAUCUAAAAAACCAAAAAAAAAAAAAAAAAAAAAAAAAAACAAGUCGUGGUCUUGUUUCUCGUGCUUCUCUAAGUGUGACACGUACUCUAUCAGUUGUAUCGUUCUCGUCUUACUUUGUCCCUAUAUGCGUUUUAAACCUGGUUACCAGCUUUCACCGCUUCUUGUGCGUGCGCUAGCUACGUCGGUAAAGAAUAUAAGGUGGUUCCGUUUCCCGUGAAGAACGAUAAGCGGGAGCGCAGAUUUCGAAUCGCUCGUCAACGGACUAAAGCAGCCCGGCUGUUCCGGUCGAACGGUUCGAUCUUCGGUUCCCUUCGUUUUCCCACGGGAAUCGAGGCGGACCGUCAAAGAUCUAGGUAGACGAGGGUGACGCUCGCUCGGCGACCCUGGCCCCAAAACUACCCUAAGUGUUCAAAUAAUCGAGGUGUUCUCGAGGUGCAGUGCACGCGUAAACACGUUCUGCCUUCGCCGAUCCCAUCGUGCCUCGAUCUCUGUUCGGGUUGCGAGUUUCCUCCGUCCAGCCCUUCCGAAUGAAUUUUCUCUGUUGUGCGCGCGAUGGGCUGGCCGCGUCGAAACGGUGAACUCGAGGGGGGACCCGAUCGGAUCGGCGAACGACAUUCGAAUCGCUUUCGAGACACGUGGAUCGCCAUUCGGAUCCAGACCGAUAACGUCUUUAGGAGGGAAACGUGAGAGUGCGGAAAAGAAACGGACAGAGGACGGCGGCGGUACCAGUCGCGUUGCUCGUCGAACUCGGAUCAGACCCCCCCGACGAACGGUGAACAAACUUCGAUCGCGUAUAAUACACGUCCCCGGUGAUUUGUUGUUUCUCGAGGAAGAAGAAACGGCGGCGUGAACUUGAAAUCGAUUCUAUCACGGUGCUAGGGUGUUCGGUGCAAGGCUAGCGCCGAUGUUACAAGCGCUCUCUGUGUAACUUUCGAUCGUGGCGCCCCGUUCUAACUGAUAAUACAAAUUAAAGAUAAACGUAACCUAAGGUUUCGAGUUGAAAGUAAUGUGUAUCGUUGUUACGUAACGUCGCCGAACAAAUUACUGUCAAGCAUGAGCAUAAACAUUGUGAAUUCGAGAAUUCUUUGAUCGUUCGAUAAUUUUCUAGCUUUUCCUUUGAUCGCGUUCGUUCGAUUGAUUUUUAAAAGAAGCUGUUCUUCUCCUCUUUCUUCGCGUAAACUGGGACUGUGCAAGGUUGUCUCCCGCGCGCGUUCAAAGAUCCGAUCGUUCCUGUCGCAACGAGAAUCGAACGUAAAGAAUGCGUGGAAAUUCGCAAAGGUAGAUCGGCUCCGGUGGAUCCCUGUGUGUCGAGAUUAGGACGACGAAGCUCGAGUAGAAUUGGGAGAAACGAAUGAGAAACGGGGUGGGGAAGGGAAGGGAUGGGGGCAGUUCGCGAAUCGUGAAAUGGCUCGCAAUCCGGUGCUCCGGGAGCUGGGAUUGGAGGAUCCGUGGUUUGUCGACAGGGUGUUCCGUGCCCGGGGGGCGUAGGAGCCCAAAAAAAAUGCUUUGCCGUCGUGCGCCUCUUUACUUUAGGCUAAUAAUUUAAACAUUAAUAAUAUAAUAAUAAUAAUAAUUAUAAUGUAAUACAUGUUACAAUAAGAUAUUAUUAGAUGUAAUUAUUAUAUAUGGUUUAGUCUAGAUCGUGUUGUUGAAGAAAAAAAAAAAACAAAGUACGUAUAAGCGAACAAAAAAAAAAGAUACGAAGUACGACGACGAAAGAGAGAGCGAGAGAGAGCGAGAGAGUGCGAGAGCGAGCGAGAGUAAAGAAACGAAGAAAAGUGGCGGGGAGAGGAAAUUUUCGGUCUAAGACCAUAAAUCUGCGGCGGACUGAGCGGGACACUGACGGGAAAAUCCGCUUUUUGCUUUCGUACGUGAUCGAUAUAAAUAUAUAUGUAUAUUUUUUUUUUUUCGGGUAGCAACUUCACUUAGGACCUUCGACGCGACGUGCAACUCGCAUCAAGAGUCGCGUGAUCGAUAAACGUAGGUCGCUUUUAUUGGUCGUGGAUCUUUAUCGGAAACAAAAUGUUGCCCAUCUCUGAUCAUAAGAUCCGACGGUGGAUCGGUAUACUUUUAUUUUUCAUUGUUGUAUUCGAUAUCUUUAUAUAUUUUUUCAAUGCUAUUUCAUACACAAAUAGUGACUUGUAUAAAUUCUAUUGUAUUUGUACGUAUUCGAGGAGUGUCCUCUUAACAACAUGGCUGUGUUCGGAGUAACGUGGCUUUGUUUGGAUUCGCUUCGUCUCGUGGAACGAACUAUCGGCCCCCUUUUCUUACACACGGUGUUUUCUUUCUUUUCUCUAUCUCCUUUUUAUCGGACAGAUUCCAUUUCGCGCAUCUGUUAUCGGUUUUCCUCUUAUCCGGGGACUCGUUAAAAAUUAUUACGGUUGAACUUUUAAACUAACUCGUCGUUAGGGAGUUCCCAGUAUUUAUUAUAUAUGUAUAAUUGCUGAAAAGGUCAGAUUUUAAUUAAUAUAUUACGUAUUUUCGUCGUAUCAUAAAGGGACAUCCUUAGUUUCAGCCUCGAAGACUAACCUCUCGGCACCGCGAGUCGCAAAUCUCUUCGUGUUCUGCAAACGAGCGAAUCUCAGUCGCCGAUACCAGAGUUCCGAUUUCUUGUUAAUAAGUUUCUCAUCUAGAUAAAAAGUGUCUUAAACGGAAAAUCUUCUUAUCUGGAUACAAAAUUUUCGAACAAGAAACAAAAAACAGGCAGCUUUCGAUCGAUUCGUUCGAAUGAAGUUUCGUCCUGCCUUUGGUAUCGCGAACCGAUUUUUUUCCCCCGGGGUGAAUAGGCGUGCACGAGCCGUAGAAAAAAAAGUAACUAACGCGUGAAUGUGGGCGAGAGAACGAGUGCUUUCAUACGGGUCCUUCGCCUUUUCGUUUGACCGCGAUCGAAACUCAAUUGGCGAUGUACGAAAAAAAAAAAAAAGAAA
This is a messenger RNA of Hylaeus volcanicus, 8970 nucleotides long. RefSeq names its product sodium/potassium-transporting ATPase subunit alpha (gene Atpalpha). The record is from RefSeq and is a predicted model, not a curated record. Gene Ontology annotation, biological process: sodium ion export across plasma membrane; potassium ion import across plasma membrane; intracellular potassium ion homeostasis. Gene Ontology annotation, cellular component: membrane. NCBI's taxonomy places the organism in Eukaryota, Metazoa, Arthropoda, Insecta, Hymenoptera, Colletidae. The transcript is spliced from 9 exons. Gene Ontology annotation, molecular function: ATP binding; P-type sodium:potassium-exchanging transporter activity; ATP hydrolysis activity. The coding region runs from base 647 to 3664 and encodes 1005 amino acids.